GUCUUCGAGACAAGAAUGAUAGAAGCCUAGGAAGAGACAAAAGUAGCAAUGAUCUUGAAAAACCUCUUCUAGCAUUUCUCUGCUAUCAGCGGGAGACAAACAAAAAGCUUCUUCCUCUUGAGUGAAUUUGAUUUACAUGUAAAUUGCUUAGGGUUCAAGCUGCCUGUGGAAAAUUUUGUUUUUAUACUGAUGAUUUACAGGUGGCUGCCUGUACAUUGAGGAUUCAACUGCUAUAUUGAAGCUAUAAGGGAUGGCGACUUCAAAUGGCGGAUAUCUUCAUGCCAAUAACAAUCCUCCUGUCCCCGGCCCGACUCUACUUCCACCAUGGCUCUCCAAUUCCAAUGAGAAUCCCACCCUCAGGCCACCCUCCCCAUCUGUCACCCUGAGUCUCUCUCCUUCGACAGUUGCCGCCACUCCAAUCCCAUGGCUCCAACCCCAUGCUUCCUCUUUGACUCUAGCCAACUCCCUCUCUCGCGGGCCUGGCCCUGCCUCCGGAGAGAACGCACUGUUCUCUGAGCUCGUGGAGUGCUCGAGGGAGCUGGAGGAAGUGCAGCGCGCCAUGGCGGCCCACAGGAAGGAGGCGGCAUGGGGGAUGAGGAGGACGGAGAUGCAGCUGGAGUCGGAGCGGGCCCGGCGGAGGAGGGAGAAAGUGGAGGAGAUCGAGGCGAAGAUCAGCGCGCUCAGGGAGGAGCAGAAGGUGAGCUUGGAGAGGAUCGAGGCGGAAUACAGGGAGCAGCUGGCGGGUCUCCGGAGGGAUGCUGAGGCUAAAGAGCAGAAGCUGGCCGACCAAUGGGCUGCGAAGCACAUCCGGCUUUCAAAGUUCGUCGAGCAAAUUGGGUACCGACCAAGGGUUGCCGAGCCAAGCGGGCGUUGAGGAAUUUAAGUACAUUUCGCUUGCUUAGCUGCAAUACCCUCCUCUUUCACUGCCAAAAGACCUGUUUGAUUGCAAUUGUGAUAGGUGAAGCAUUUCAGGAUCUGGCCAAAUCCUUUCUCGAGGCUUUGAAUCAUUGAAAUUGAUGUCCUAUCCUGACUUCAUGUAUGAACCUGAGCUUUGUUGUUUUCUCGAACUGUUGCAUCUUAUUUUUGUCAGAUAUUAUCAUGGUGGGUUGUCAAA
Molecule: messenger RNA, 1114 nt
Organism: Syzygium oleosum
Lineage: Eukaryota; Viridiplantae; Streptophyta; Magnoliopsida; Myrtales; Myrtaceae
Product: transcription factor AS1-like
Exons: 2
Coding region: 251-874 (207 amino acids)
Source: RefSeq, a predicted model, not a curated record